This is a messenger RNA of Monodelphis domestica (gray short-tailed opossum), 7572 nucleotides long. Lineage: Eukaryota; Metazoa; Chordata; Mammalia; Didelphimorphia; Didelphidae. The record is from RefSeq and is a predicted model, not a curated record.
AGCGCGGAGUUCCUGACCAGUCUGGUUCUCUGCUAGCAGUAUUGUUCGCAGUCUUUAGCCAUGUCUGGGCGCGGCAAGGGAGGUAAGGGAUUAGGCAAAGGGGGUGCCAAACGGCACAGGAAAGUGCUUCGGGAUAACAUUCAGGGCAUUACCAAGCCUGCUAUUCGCCGUCUGGCUCGCCGUGGUGGUGUCAAGCGUAUCUCGGGACUCAUUUAUGAGGAGACCCGUGGCGUACUGAAGGUUUUCCUGGAGAACGUGAUCCGGGACGCCGUCACCUACACGGAGCACGCCAAGAGAAAGACCGUCACCGCCAUGGACGUGGUUUACGCGCUCAAGCGCCAGGGCAGAACCCUUUACGGAUUCGGCGGUUAAGCCAGCUACAUCUUGCAACCCCGCCAAGAAAAACCAAAAGGCCCUUUUCAGGGCCCCCCUCCAUUGUCUUAAUAAGGAGCUCUAACAUAUCUUUGCGCCUCUUGACUAGUUUUCUCGUUCUGAUUUUUUGCUAGUAAGUUUACGUUCGGUCAAACUUGUAAGUAAAAAAGAAAGGUCUAUUAUGUAGCUCAUGAUUGCGUAAGGUUUUAACAGGUCGGUUUCCGCCGCGCGUCCUCCAUUCGAGAGUCUUGGAAGACAAAAGCAGAUUGGACUAUGCACGUUAAUGUCACAAAAUGGAGUCCUGUUCUGGGUCUGUUAGGGGGAGGCAGUCUGGGUAAAAGUGCCAGAGAUCCCGCGAGGUUAAGAAAAGGCGUAAACCAAUCGGAGGGUAGUGCCAAGCAAUGCGGGAGUAUCUUGCCCAAUCAGGAAAGAGGUAUCUAAUCCAGUCCGCUGUGAAGCUCGACAUUCUAAAAUUCUUUCUCUUUCUACGAAGUACUGGAAAUUUAAAGCACACCUGUAGAAGGAAGAAGAGUGACAUUUUGGAAAGUAACUUUUCACCAUUGGAAAACGUUAUAGGUUCUUUAUCCUGGGGAUAUUGGGUAUUCUUGAACAGGGUCUUGAAGUCAUGCGGUAUGUGUCUGAGAUAAGAUGCAUUCUGUAUCCACUUACCGUUUUGAAGAUUUCUGUAUUUUAACGUUCAGAUUGUCAGGAUUGACUAAACCGAAAGCAUAAUUUUCAAUUAAAUUUACAAUCAUUAAGAGUUUACUAUGCUGCCAAGCAUUGUAAUCAACACAAUGGGAUACAAAGAAAUACAAAAUCUCUGCACUCGAGUUUACAUUCGUAAUAGAGAAAACAUUUGUUUGGCAACUUCGUUACUCUUUUUUUUCCCCUCCCGUGCGCCCAUUCCCAAUUCGCUCAACCUCAGUAUGAGGAUGGAUGGUAAGAGAACCCAAAAUACUUGAGGAGGAGCUUUGGAGAGGUUGAUCUGGCUGGUGACUUCCUGUGAGCUGUCUGGGCACCAGUUUGAUCCUGGAAUUGGAGCCUGGAGGAGCUCCCUCCUUGAGACAGUCACGUGGGAAUCUUAGCAGUUGACAGAAAGCAAACAAGAACAGUUCUGACCUUCAGAAGAGAUUGGGCCUGAAUCUUCAGGCUGAACAAACAAUCAACACACCACACCAGGCUGGGCUGAACAAGCUCCUCUCUUCUCCAACACCAGGAAGGAAGAAAAACCUGACAGAAAGAAAGUGCUAGUCACAAGACCCAACUGCCACUUCCAGUUGCCCAUUCCCCCACCAACUGUCAGUCUUGUUUACUUUCCACAGUGUAUCAGGAAAAUUUUAAAAGUUCCGAAACAUUCUCCUCACAUGGUAUGAGUGGGACCCCAUAACUGUAGAACAUUCUUUUCUUUUAAUGCCUGGAUCCCCCACAAACUUGCUGGGGAGGGAUUUACUAUGCAAACUAUAAGCCACAAUAAUUUGCUCCUCAGAUGGUUCCUUAUCAUUGGAAGUACCUGAGGAAUUUUUAAAUUUAUUCCCUGUACUUCUCUCAGAGAGCCAGGAGGCAAAAGAGUCUCCAACCUUUAUAAUACCUAAGGAUAUACCAGAGUCUCUUUGGGCCACAUCUUUUCUGAUGUAGGCAUACUUAAAUCAGCUAUUCCUAUGUAGAUAAAAACUAAAUCUAGCCCACCUCCUUCCAUUCCUCAGUAUUCCCUCUCAAGAGAGGCAAUUGAGGGUAUUACCCCAGUAAUAAACUCAUUGAUUGCACAGGAAAUAAUAAUCCCUUAUAAAUCUGAAUACAACACGCCCAUCCUGCCCAUUAAAAAACCCAAAAGGGGGCCCGAUGGCAAGUACCUCUAUAGAUUCGUACAGGAUCUGAGGGCUGUGAACAACCACGUUAUAAAGAGACAUUCCAUAGUUUCCAACAUAAAUACUAUUAUUUCCUCUAUUCCUAGCACAGCUACAUACUUUACAGUAGUGGACUUGUGCUCAGCCUUUUUUUCCAUUCCCAUACAUGAGAACUCCAGGCAUAUCUUUGCUUUCACCUGGAAGGUCUCCCAUAUACAUGGAGUCAUCUGCCCCAGGGUUACAUGGAAAGCCCAAGUUUAUUUGCACAAAUUUUGAGCCAAGACACAGAUAAUAUAACAUUUAAAGAUAGUAAAUUAAUCAAAUACGUAGAUGAUCUACUCUUGGCUUCAACAGAUGCAGAAGCAUGUCAGGAAGAUAGUAAACACCUUCUUUUGGAAUUGCACAAAAGAGGUCAUAAGAUCUCAAAGAAUAAGGUUCAGUGGUGUCUCCUUAAAGUUGAAUAUUUGGGGUUCAUCCUGACUGUGGGUACCUGUUCUAUUUCUCCCAAACAAAUUGAAAAUAUUCUAAAUUUAAGAGCUCCUACCACUAAGAAACAGUUGAGAGCAAUUUUAGGAGCAACAGGGUUUUGUAGACAAUGGAUUCCUUGCUAUGGGGAAAUUACUAACCCCCUUAUAGUACUAACAAGGGAUUCAGUCCCUGAACCCCUCAAAUUAGAGCCAGAAUACUUGUCAGGUCUAUCAGAUCUAACACAGGCUAUCCUGUCUGCCCCUGUUCUAGGCAUCCCAGAUUACAACGAGCAAUUUACUUUGUAUGCACAUGAGCAAAGAGGAGUAGCUUCAGCUGUUUUAACUCAGACUUUGGGGCCUUCUCAGUGCCCAAUUGCUUAUUAUUCUGCCCAAUUGGACCCAGUAGCAUCAGGAGCACCACCAUGUCUAAGAGGAAUAGCUGCUACAGCCAUACUAGUGACAAAAAUGUUGAUUUAGUAUUGGGAUAUCCAUUAACAAUUCUGUGCCCACAUGAGGUAGAAGUAUUGUUGCUAAGGCAUAGAACACAGGCAUUCUCAGAUCAGCGAAUUACAAGGUAUGAAAUAACCUUGCUAAACAAUGAAAAUAUUACUCUGAAGCUCUGUACAACCCUUAAUCCUGCCACCUUGCUUCCAGACUUACCAACUUCAGGAGAACCAUUAUACAGUUGUGAAACACUGGUGUUCAUGGCAGAAAAGCCUCGAGAUAAUCUCUUGGACACUCCCUUAAACCACUCAGUUCUGGUCUUAUUUGCUGAUGACUCUUCUUUUAUGAGGGAUGGCAUAUGCUACACUGGAGCUUUAGUAGUCACAGAAUUUGCCACUGAGUGGUUAGCUUCACUGCCCUCUAAUAUUAGCACUCAAGGGGCAGAACUCAUAGCUCUGAAACAUGCUUAUAUAAUUGCCAAGGAUAAAAAGGCAACAAUUUAUAUGGAUUCUAUAUAUGCUUUUGGCAUUUGUCACUCAGUCUGGAUGCUAUAGCUCCAGAGAGGAUUUUUAACCUCAGAUGGAAAAUCUAUAGCUAAUGCAGAAAUUAUUAAUGAAGUUCUUUCUGCUCUCCAGCAGCCUGAAGCCCUAGCUGUAGUUCAUUGCUCUGCCCAUACAGGUGGCACUGACCCUGUCUCUAGUGGAAAUGACAGAGUAGAUACUGCUGCAGAGCUAGCAGCCAUAGAAGGGCCUGAAUUAAUUUUAACAUUAACAACCACUAAUGACUUAAAUUUUCACUUUCCUAUAAUGAAAGGGAAGUGUAAAAAUGGAAAGUAUAAGGAAAAUUUUUAGUGUUUUGACUUAAGUCUAAAUAAUUGGUCACUAGGGAUGAUUCCCAAAUAAUAAAAUACCUAUGUCAGCUGGGAAUUAUGGAGAUUUUAAUUAAUAGAGUGAGAAGGAAUUAAGGAAAGGAGAGAGAGAGAGAGAGAGAGAGAGAGAGAGAGAGAGAGAGAGAGAGAGAGAGAGAGAGAGAGAGAGAGAGAGAGAGAGUUAACUUAAACUGUUCUGACUCGGGCUGAGCCAGGAAGUAGUUAAAGGCCUUGGCCAAAGUGGCCUUCCUGAGUCUAAAGGAAAGGGAACCAGUCUUAUCACUCACCACCAUCUCCAAGGAAGCUCCAGUCCUCCACUGAACUCAAUCUCCUGAACUGAGUUCAGAACUCAAUUCUACUCCGAACUGAAUUGCCUGAACUGACUUUUUACCCCUCCUUUUAAAGAAAUUUUCUCUUAUGUCACCUCCCCUAAAUUUUCAUGCCUACCAAUCACAGUAGACAUUUUUUUUCCAGGACUGCCCAUUCUUAGUUCUCACCACUCAAUAGUUUUCACUUUCUCUGGUUAGAUUAUAUCUUUUCAGUACUUAACACUUCUUUGUUAAGCUUGCCUUUUGUGAGUUACUUGACUUUUUGUGAUUAAUUUAACCUUUAUAGGUACUUAACACCUUUUUGUAUUAGAUCUAAAAAUAGACUUAGCUUAAGUUUCUAGCUUCACUAUAAGGUAUGAGUUAAGUACCUUCAUUGUUCAAUCAGGACUUUAUAACUUUAUCUUCCCCAAAAGUAAGUCUAAGUAUGGGUGAAGUAAUGUAAAGUUCCCAAGACAUUCUUGAUUCUUGUUAGACCAAGUAUCUCCAUUGUUACAAUAAGGAAAUAGUUAAAUCAAAUCUUCUAAAGUACAGUCUGAGUAGUUUUUAAGAUUCACAAAGCAAAAAUUAAAAGCAAGAGAGAUUAAUGCAGCAUUGGUGUCAUCUGAAGGAAAACCCCUACUCCCUAGAAGUUUCUAUUACCAAAUUUGCCAAUCUAUUCAUAAAAAUGGUCACUUUGGUAUGCAGGGCAUCAUGGACUCUGUUAAGAGAGUAUGGAUAUCCCUUGGUAUAACUACUAUAGCCUCUAAAGUGUGUACAGCCUGCUCUACCUGCCAAGCAUAUAACCAACAUGCUUUUUGUGGCAAAGUCUUUGGUGGGCGUCCUAUGGCUUACACACUUUUUGAGUAUCUACAGAUAGAUUUCAUAACAAAGGCUGGACAUUAUAAAUUUUGUCUAGUCAUAGUAGAUCAACUGACCAGAUGGCCAGAAGCAUUUCCUGCGACCCGAGCCACAGCAGCUUUUAUUGCUAAGGUGCUUUUAAAAGAAAUUAUUCCUCAUUUUGGCCUGCCAGCACAUAUUGAUUCAGAUAGAGGAAGUCAUUUUACUGAUUCUCUCCUAAGUCAUAUAUAUUCUUGCUUGGGGAUAACUCCCAAAUUUCAUGUUCCAUAUCAUCCCCAGAGCUCAGGCCAAGUUGAAAGAAUGAACAGAGAACUUAAAACUAUGAUUGGAAAAUUAUGCACUGAGACUCAUUUAAAAUGGCCUGACAUUCUCCCAUCUGGCCCUAUUUUAUCUUGGAAGCAGGCCUAGAGGAGACCUACACAUCUCACCAUUUGAGAUGCUUUUUGGACAUCCACCUAUACAGGCUAAACCUUUCUCCCCUGAAUAUACAUCACUAUUAGGGGGAGAUACUACUAUUGCUUUCUAUAUUCAAGAAUUACAGCACAAACUGUGUGAACUCUAUGGAUCCGGAGCUAUAGUACAAGCCAGACCACGAGACUUUUCUCUUCAUGACCUAAACCCAGGAGACAAGGUGUAUAUUAAGAAUUUCCAGCAUACUGGAGAAACUCAGCCUUCCUGGGAAGGGCCGUUCUAAAUAUUGUUAACUACUCCAACAUCUAUAAAGAUUGGAGAAAAGGACUCUUGGAUUCAUUGCUCACAGAUGAAGAGAACAUCUUCUGUUGAGACUGAUUGACUGUACCUUAUCACAUGCAUUGUAGAUAAUAAUCCAUUGACAAGUGGAUGCUGUUUUUUGAGAACACAUUGAAUUCAUGAUUCCCCCACCCCCUUGUUUUUAUUAUUGCUUUUCUUUUAUUUUGAUUAGAAUAUUUGAUUUUUUCUUUUUUUCUCAUUUCCUGUUUUAAAGGUACAUACAAUUAAUAUUAUUUUUUCUGUAGUAAUAUAAGUUUAAAUAUAUAUGUAUAUAGAUACAUACUUGCUAUAAUAUUAAUGCAUACCCAAAAGCUUUAAAUUGUGGGAACCUGCCAUUUAUUGAUAAAAUGUUAUGGGACUGUGAUUAAUGUUUGUGUUGGAUUCUAGAAAAUGGAAUAAAACAAGGAGCACAGACUUAACCUGAAUAGUGCCAAAAAGAGCACACAGGUAAAAAAAACUAUUGUGAGACUCGCAGUUGCGAUGCUUGACAUAUGUUAAUUCAUAGGACUUCCUUGUAUCUACACUCUUUGUGAAGAACUCAGACAAGUACCAAAGUUUGACUGACUCCCUAAAUCCCUGAGAAUGACAAAAAUCAGACUAGAGAAUGACACUUCCCUAUCAAAAUAAAAUUCUAGUUCUUUUUCUUCUCAUAGUAUGGCAACUUCCUGUAGUCUUGGCUGCAGAUGGGUAAGUGAAAUAUUAUUGCAUUCUAUUCUACAGACUUGUGGGGUAGAAAUUUAUUGAACCCUAAUACAAGGGCCUAUUAUGAAUUUAUUCUUGCUUACUCAACAUUUUAUAUGCAUAGAUUUUGGUAUUUUUAUUCUGAUUUUGAAUUUUUUUCUUUCUACCAAAAGUUAACUUUCUUCCAUUUUUUUCUUUAUGUUUUUGUUUUUUGUUUUUCUCUUCUUUUGAUAAUUGACUCAUACACCCCCAUAACUCAACAUUGCCUCCUGAACUGAGCUGGAUGUUUUUUAAUCACCCUCUUUGGGGGGGGGGGGAAUGUAUAAAUUAUUAUCAUUUUAAAUUGCAAAGUUUAAAUUCCUUUUGAUAGUAAUUUUAGGUUAAGAAGCAUGCUACCUCUCUGAAUCCAGAAAGUGAACGUUUUGGAGAAGAAACCAUGAAGAUGCCUCCACAGACCACAAGCUGCACCAGAAGAUCCAGAGUAAAUUUUGGGAUGUGCUGAUUUGAACUGUGUGGGGUUUAAAUGCAUUUGUUUUGUAUGUAUACUCUUAUGCUGAAGGGGACUGCCCUCUAACUGGCUUUUGUCAAUGCGCCAAUCAAUUAUUGGUUUUGUUCUCUUUUCCUCUUAUCCUCAAAUUAUUGUAAUUUCAUAGCUGUUUACAAGACCAUCGGAGAGACUAGUCUUCCUCAGGCCUCAGAGGGGGAUUGUAAAAAUGGAGAUUUUGAACCCUAGACUUCAAACCCCAGAAAUCUUUGGUAUUUCCCAGAAUUCCCUAGAAUCUCACCUGAAUCUCCACAUACGCAUGAUCACAAUUGGUAUUUAACUGGCAAUAAUGCCAUGCUCUCUUCUCUCCCAUUGCAAUGAUGUAGCCAGUAAGCUAAGCGUGGGGAUUUUGAAUGGGCUAAUCAGUCAUGGGCACAUAGUUUUUAUUUUGUAUCCUUGAUUUCUAAUAAUCCUUAAUAAACCUCAUAAAAUAUAA